CAGUUUUUGGUUGUUUCUUUCCUUUUUCUUCCUCAACCUGAGAUAGCAAUCACACACAAACACAACAAAAGCGUCUUUUACGAUUUAGGAUUCUCAUUUUUCCAAUUUCAUUUUUAAUCCGACUUUUUAAUCUUCAAUAAAAACGUUGAAAGCCUUUGUUGGAUAGUUCUGCUAACGUGCGCCCUGUUCUUCUGUCCAUCCAAUUUCCGUACCACGUCGGCUCGAUCUCCACCGUCCGAUCAGUGUCCGGUGUAUUAUAGAAUUUCCCAUCUGGUGAAUAGGGGUUAACCUCGAUAAACCUAAAGGAAAAAAUGGAUAAGAUUUUGCUGUAAUAUAUGAUGGAUUUUGGUUUUGAAUUUGAUCCAUUGAUUGUGACUGUCAUAAUUUGGGUUUUCGGAAGAAGGGUUUCUGUGGAGGUUCUUUAGUGUUCAAAUUUCUCAACUUUAGCAUAAAGUUUUUCUCUUUUUCGUGUUUCUUUUUUCCCGUGAGAUGGAGAGGGAGGAGCUGAAUUUGAACAAAGAGAGUAAUAACAACGGUGUUGGAGGUAAUAACAGUAAGAGUGGCGGUGAUGGCUUCAUUGACAGAAGCAAAGUUAGGAUUUUGUUGUGUGAUAACGAUUCCAAGAGUUCCGAAGAGGUUUUUACUCUUCUAAUUCGAUGCUCUUAUCAAGUUGUUUCUGUAAAGUCAGCAAGGCAAGUAAUUGACGCACUGAAUGCAGAGCGACAAUAUAUAGACAUCAUACUAGCUGAAGUCGACCUUCCAAUAAAAAAGGGCAUGAAGAUGCUUAAGUACAUAGCACGCGACAAAGAAUUGCGCCGAAUUCCUGUUAUAAUGAUGUCUGCACAAGAUGAGGUAUCCAUUGUUGUUAAGUGCUUGAAACUUGGAGCAGCAGACUAUCUAGUUAAGCCUUUACGCACUAAUGAACUAUUAAAUUUGUGGACGCACAUGUGGAGAAGGAGACGCAUGCUUGGACUUGUAGAGAACAACAUCUUGAAUUAUGACUUCGACCUGGUAGUGUCUGACCCGAGCGAUGCAAAUACAAACAGUACCACCUUAUUUUCUGAUGACACAGAUGAUAAGUCCAAAAGAAGCAGUAAUCCAGAGGCAGGAAUAUCUAUCCAACAGCAAGAGGCUACUGUUGCCAUGGAUAUUGUUGUUGAGGAGCAUCCUAAUUCUUUGGUGUCGCCUGAUGUGCCUGGAAUUAGUGAUCGCCGAACAGGUGCUCAGGGGCAGCAUCAAUCAUGCAACAAUAUUACUGAGGGUUAUUUUUCAUCUGCUCCAAAGAAGAGUGAACUAAGGAUAGGAGAAUCAUCAGCCUUCUUCACUUAUGUCAAAGCAACAACAACAAUAAGGAGCAACAUUGAAGAGAUUGUUCAUCUUGACAAGAAUGCUACUAAACAAGUGAGAAUGGAAGACAUGGAUCAAGCAUGUGCUCAAGAGAAGGGUAACCUUCAAAGACAUGAGAAUGGAGAGACACUUGAAAGCCAUUCACAAGAGGACUUACCCAGCAGCAAUAGUAUACCUGAUUCUUUUUCUAUUGAGAGAUCUUGCACUCCUCCUGCAUCAAUGGAAGUUUCACAGCAAAAGCAUUACAAGGAAGAGCAUCGUCAGGGUGUGGUGCAUCCAAGAAAUGGAAGCCAUGGUUCCGAGCCUGAUGCAUCUAGCAUGAAUGCUCACCAUGCUUAUCCAUAUUAUAUGUCAGGAGUUGUUAAUCAUGUUAUGAUGCCAUCAUCAGCACAACUGUAUCAAAAGAAUAUGCAGGAGCUACAGAAUCAUACUAGUUCGUCUAUGAUUGCACAAUACAAUCAUCUUCCCCACUGCCCUCCUCAUCCAAACGGGAUGACGUCCUUUCCAUAUUAUCCAAUGGGUAUAUGCUUACAGCCUGGUCAGAUUCCUGCGAAUCAUUCAUGGCAACAAUUAGGAGGUUCGAGUUCAUCAGAGGUGAAAUUAAGCAAAGUUGAUAGAAGAGAAGCGGCGUUGAUGAAGUUUAGACAGAAAAGGAAAGAACGUUGUUUUGAUAAGAAAAUUAGGUAUGUCAAUAGGAAACGACUGGCUGAAAGGCGGCCCCGUGUUAGGGGACAAUUUGUCAGAAAGUUGAAUGGUGUCAAUGUGGAUCUCAAUGGACACCCUGCCUCCACUGAUUAUGAUGACGAAGAUGACGAUGAGGAGGAAGAAGACAACCACGUAGCAAAUGAUUCCUCUCCUGAGGAUGCAUGAGAAUGUUGAGAAGCUUCUUCGACCACAGGGUGAAGGGGCCACAAUUCCAUCUUGAGUUCAAAUGGUCCGAUUCGAGGACCAGCUGCUGUUCCUUGCUUUGGUGGUAAACUUAUUGCAUCAGCAUUAAUUUGGUGAGAUGUGCUGUUGAUACAUCAGGGAUGCUGAUCCAAUUAUAAUGCACAGUUGCACAUCACAUGCCCUUGCUCAGUUUUUCUCAGAAUAUCACUUCCUCGAAUGAUCAAUCUUACUGAGCCCUUCUCAAAGGUAUAUUGCUGGUUCUGUUCAAUGCAGUUAAAAGCAUCGGUGGUGUAAUUGAAACUGUUUGAAGCAGGUUGUGGUUGCUUAUGUUUAUGGAGAAAAAUGUUGGACAGCUUAAUGUUUGCGCACUCCAUAAUCCAUAGUGUUGUAUUGUCUAAAGAUUCUACUGUCAAACCAAAUUCAGGACCACUAAAAGCAUUUAUCCUCCCUAAUUUUCUUAUGUACACUAUUGGGUCACACUUAUUUGAACGAGGGAUAAUAUUUAAUAUAAUUUUCUAACGUAUUGGUCUCUGUCUGAAGUUGAGUA
Arachis duranensis is the source of this 2782-nucleotide messenger RNA. RefSeq names its product two-component response regulator-like APRR1. Gene Ontology annotation, biological process: phosphorelay signal transduction system; cytokinin-activated signaling pathway. The record is from RefSeq and is a predicted model, not a curated record. The transcript has 7 exons. Lineage: Eukaryota; Viridiplantae; Streptophyta; Magnoliopsida; Fabales; Fabaceae. Gene Ontology annotation, molecular function: protein binding. Bases 490 to 2217 code for a protein of 575 amino acids.